AGUUCGUCAUACGUUACAACAUGGAUUCCACCGGCAAAGUUAUGAAGUGGGCGGAACUGAUUUUUGUGUUUUUGUCUCUAUUUUCGAUAAUUUCUACAAAAUAUCAGUUGAGUACGAUAGAAAUUCGUCCUGAUCCAAGCGGAGAACCGGCGAAAAUUUUUACAGACGAAGAAAUUAGCAAAUAUGAUGGUUCGGAUAAUUCUAAACCACUACUUAUGGCUGUUAGAGGGGUAGUAUUUGAUGUUUCUGAAGGGAAAGAUUUUUAUGGGAAAGGUGCUGGAUAUUCCAUUCUUGCUGCUAAAGAUGCCACUUAUGCAUUAGCAAAAUGGUCGUUAGAGAAGAAGGACAUGCAUCAUGACUUGAGUUCCCUCUCAGACCAUGAACUAGAAGGCCUUGAUAAAGUUUUCCUAGAAACCUACAUGAAGAAGUACCCGAUAGUUGGUUACAUGGACUACCUGAUUGAGGAACAUGGCAAAAAAGUAGAGGAAAGAUUUCAAGGAGAGCUAUGAUUUCAGCAAUUAGAACUCCCAGGAUCGACUAAUGCUCUGAAAAGGCCUUUAUGCCAUUUUCUAGUCAUAAUGUUUAUACUUACAUAUACUCUGAAAAAAAAUGAUUUAAAGAGAUUUUUGUUUGAAAUGGUUUUAGGUGCUUUUUUAAGGCUGUAUUGUGAAAUCAUAUCUGGUGGUGUAAGAAAUCUCAUAUAAAAAUUAGUUUUUCAGGCAUAAUUUUUAAAGAAAAUUAAAUAAUUAUAUAGAGAUACAAUUUUAAUAUUUACUUAGUUAUACAGUACCAAUGCUCUGUAAAUCUAUGGCUGCCAUACAUGUAUUCAAUUUAUUGUUCAUAUCAGAAUCAUAUACAUUCAAUUAAGUGCAAUUAAUUGUCUUGAUUUUUCUUUCACAUAUACCGGUAUUUACUCUAAUCAUGACAUUUAACUGACCAAGUACAUAUGCACAUUAUAUUUUUCAAGUUUUGUUACAAAGCAUUAUUGAUGCAAUAUAUUUAUAUUAUCAAAACUACAUGUAUAUUGAAAUUAACCAAACUUAAUUUGAUAUGAAAUGUUAAUCUUCACAUCUUUACGUAAUCUUUUUCAAAUAUGAUUUGUAUAGAUUUGUUUUAUACAAUCAAAGUUAUUUUUUUAUAUUCACCUGGAACAUAUACUAGUAAUGAUAUUAUGUAACUUUUGUCAUCAACGGAUGACUUGUCUUCCAGUUUCAUUUUUCAUAGAUUUUUUACAACUGAAUUGUAUUUUUAUGUAAGCAGAAUGGUUUGGCAGGAUAUAUGUUGUUUGGUGUAUUAUAUAGCUACCCAAAUGCAGUAAUAUAUUGUAAAUAUGUCUGUUUGUGUAUCAAAUACUCAAUCACUGUUUACUCUCACAUUAAACAGAACUAGAGUACAAAGAUAACUUCAUGUUAUCUGUUUUGAGGAUUCUAAUUCGAAAAAUAUAUACAUGUAUACACAAUUUACAUUACAUUAUGCAGUUAUGUAAAAUAUGCACUGAUGGUUGUGAUAAGAUUGGAUAUUUUCUUAUAUUGCUUGAUGUAUUCUUUAGUAUAUAUUUUACGCUAAAUUCAACUUUACAAAUAAUCGGAUGAUUCUACUUAUUAAAUUUGAUUCUUUACAUGAA
Messenger RNA from Magallana angulata, 1624 nucleotides. Its product is annotated as neudesin-like. Lineage: Eukaryota; Metazoa; Mollusca; Bivalvia; Ostreida; Ostreidae. Gene Ontology annotation, cellular component: membrane; endomembrane system. The record is from RefSeq and is a predicted model, not a curated record. The transcript is spliced from 4 exons. The coding region runs from base 21 to 509 and encodes 162 amino acids.